This is a messenger RNA of Capsella rubella, 733 nucleotides long. Its product is annotated as high mobility group B protein 4. The transcript is spliced from 8 exons. The coding region runs from base 68 to 475 and encodes 135 amino acids. NCBI's taxonomy places the organism in Eukaryota, Viridiplantae, Streptophyta, Magnoliopsida, Brassicales, Brassicaceae. The record is from RefSeq and is a predicted model, not a curated record.
UAUUACUCACUUGCUCAAAACGCUCUCUCUUCUCUCUAAGUCAAACAAGCAAAAAAAAACCCUAAAGAUGAAAGGCGGCGAAUCCAAAGCUGAAGCUACCAGCACUGAUCAGAGACUCAAAACUAGAGGUAGGAAGCCUGGGAAGAAGACAAAGAAGGAUCCAAAUCAGCCUAAGAGACCUCCAAGUGCUUUCUUCGUCUUCCUUGAGGAUUUCCGAAAAGAGUUUAACCUGGCGAAUCCUAACAACAAAUCCGUCGCUACUGUUGGGAAGGCUGCUGGAGCUAGAUGGAAGUCUAUGACUGAUGAAGAUAAAGCUCCUUACGUUGCCAAGGCUGAGAGCAGGAAGACUGAAUAUCUUAAGACUAUGCAACAGUACAACAUGAAACUGGCUAGUGGAACCAAUAGAGGUGAAGAGGAUGACAAGUCUGAAGUGGAUGAAGCAGGGAGCGAAGAGGAGGAGGAAGACGACGAUUGAGGCAUCUUCUUGGUCUUGCCAUUGACUUGACUCAGAUUUGAGAUUGUAAACUUUCUUAGAUUAUGGACCAAAAAAAACUGGUUAUGCUUUGUAUUUGUGUUAUUGAACCUCAUUUGCUACUUCUUUUGUGUUUUUUAGGCCAGUUUGUAGGGAUAAUAUCACUUGACUGCUAUAUUUUCCCUGUUUCCUUUAUGUUCACUAGGAUUCAUUUAUGUUCUUCAACUUUGCAUGAAUGACUAUGGUUCUAGUAUCAGCUUU